AUGUUUUUGGUAAGCACAAGAUUGAGAACUCCUUCUUUGAGCCGAAUCCUUUUAUCCUUCGACAAAAGAGACACACUUUCAGCGGCCCUAACUUCCAAAGACCCCAAAUUCGAACCUGACAAAAAUCUUCCAAAAGCACAAAAAGCAUAUUCCAGAAGUAGGAUUUGGAGAUCAAUUAAAAGCAUAUUCAUAAGGAAAUAUAAUUGGAUGUCUUACUUAACAGGAUUUAUGAUAGUCUCAACAAUCUUAAUGUCAUUCAAUCUUAAAAACAAAAAAUCCAAAGACCAAAUUUUCCAAGAAACAGAUGAAAGCAAGCUCACAAGGUCACAGAAAAAGGUUAAGCAAGAAUUAGAAAAAGAGUACCAGAAUUUCAACACCUUAUUAGACGCUGCUGAAGAGCAACUCAAAAAAGAGCACCAAAAGCAGCUGGUUGACCUCCAAGAAUAUGUUGAAGCUAAAGCUAAAAAGCCCACUUCUAUUUAA
This is a messenger RNA of Blepharisma stoltei, 483 nucleotides long. The record is from the annotation of a GenBank genome assembly. NCBI's taxonomy places the organism in Eukaryota, Ciliophora, Heterotrichea, Heterotrichida, Blepharismidae.